UAUUUCUUUGCACAUUACAUUCGUAAACACACAACAAGAGAGCACGUUGACAUCAGCCACCCACUUGUCAACAUGUCCCGACCAAUUACGUUUGUUACCGGCAAUGCUAAGAAACUGGAGGAAUUGGUGGCCAUACUGGGUCCCAACUUCCCCAGGCAAGUGAUAUCCAAGAAAAUCGAUUUACCCGAACUGCAGGGAGAAAUCGAUGAGAUUGCCAUUAAAAAGUGCAAAGAAGCCGCCCGUCAAGUUGAUGGACCCGUACUGGUUGAAGACACCUGUUUGUGCUUCAAUGCUCUGAAGAAUUUACCAGGUCCAUACAUAAAAUGGUUUUUGGAAAAACUGGAACCAGAAGGUUUACACAAACUCUUGACCGGUUGGGAAGAUAAGUUGGCAAAGGCCGUUUGUACAUUGGCAUUUUCUGAAGGUCAGGAUAGUGAACCCAUACUAUUUCAAGGUGUAACGGAAGGCACAAUUGUUGAACCACGUGGUCCCAGAGAUUUCGGCUGGGAUCCAAUUUUCCAACCCAAUGGCUAUAAUUUAACCUAUGCAGAGAUGCCAAAGGCGGAGAAGAAUAAAAUCUCACAUCGUUUCCGUGCCUUAGAUGCUCUACAAAGACAUUUUGUAGAGGGCAGCUCUAAAUGAAAGCCAAGUAUGAAAACGUAUUGACCAAAGUUUGACCUAAGAUGCUGUAAAUUGUGGAACUUUAAGAAAUAAAAUGUUUUUAAGAUGUUUAUAAAACAGAAAGUAAA
This is a messenger RNA of Musca domestica (house fly), 749 nucleotides long. RefSeq names its product inosine triphosphate pyrophosphatase. The transcript is spliced from 2 exons. Gene Ontology annotation, molecular function: nucleoside triphosphate diphosphatase activity. Gene Ontology annotation, biological process: nucleoside triphosphate catabolic process. Gene Ontology annotation, cellular component: cytoplasm. The coding region runs from base 73 to 642 and encodes 189 amino acids. The record is from RefSeq and is a predicted model, not a curated record. NCBI's taxonomy places the organism in Eukaryota, Metazoa, Arthropoda, Insecta, Diptera, Muscidae.